AUGGCUGCAAGCUGGGUCUUCCAUUGUCUGUGGCUUUUGGCUGUUCUGAUAGGAUGCACAGGUGGCCACAGCCAGUUCUCAUGUGAGCCCAUCAUCUUGAGGAUGUGCCAGGAUCUUCCUUACAACACCACUUUUAUGCCUAACCUUUUGAACCAUUAUGAUCAGCAAACAGCAGCUCUAGCCAUGGAGGUAAGAGUUAACAUCCACCUAAAUGUACGAUAGCAUUCACAGUGGUGGAAUUGCCUUUGGUACAAAAAUAAUUGAAGAGUUUCCCUACAUCUGCUUGCAGGAAUAAUGCACAAAACAACAGAGGUGCAUUGGUGCUCUUGAGGACGCUUUACACAUUAUGAACAACCUACAUGGCGAAACAGCAUAAAACCUGCAUAUAAAGUGGUAUUAGGUGGCUAUAUGCAUAUGCAGUUUGAACUGCUGUUCUUUUACACAAAAGUGCUUUCCAUUUAAAAUAAAUGGUAUUUGAAGCAGUUCCUUGAGAUAAAAACACGAGUUCUUUGAAUGGUAUAGAUAAAUACAGCCAUCAUGGAUCAUCAUAGCAGCCCUGAGUCUGGGACUAAUUUUGUGGCAUGUUUAUAUCUGGGGGGCAUUCAGAAAAAAUUGUGCUGAGGUGGUAGUUCAUCCUGGAUUUUUGAUCCUGAAAAUUGGUGGUGGGUUGGUUGAGAAGCGAUUCCCCGUGCUUUUGGGUACAAAGUGUCAUGGCAAAAUCUGCUCCCCUCCCUGCUUGACAGGGUUGCAAUAAAGGCGAACAGGAGUGUCCGUUUAUGAAGAGUGGAUGAUUCUGCUGCAGUGGAAUCGUUGCCUCUGGUUUUUGGCCAAGUGCCUGAGGUCUCCUUAGCUUUAGGGCAGGAUUGCCUAAUGUAUGGCUCUCCAGCUGCUGUUGUACUGCAGUUCCCAUCAUCCCUGACCUUUGGCCAUACUGGCUGGGACUUGCGGGAACUGGAAUCGAAGAACACCUGAAGGGUCACAGGUUAGCCAACUGUACUUCAGAGCGACUUCAGUAGCAGGUUUCCCUUCCUCCAAGUACACCAAGAGAUGAAGAACCAGUGAGGAGAGUGCUCCUACCAUGAAGUCCUUGCCCCUCAUUUGCCCACAUGUCAGCUUUUAUCUCAGUGCAGUGGCUGCCCCUCUUAUCAGUAAUAAUAAUAAUAAUUUUAUUAUUUGUACCCCGCCCAUCUGGCUGGGUUUCCCCAGCCACUCUGGGUGGCUUCCACAGAGACCAAAAAUACACUAAAAUGUCACCCAUUAAAAACUUCCCUGAACAGGGCUGCCUUAAGAUGUCUUCUGAAUGUCAGGUAGUUGUUUUUCUCUUUGACAUCUGGUGGGAGGGUGUUCCACAGGGCGGGCGCCACUACCAAGAAGGCCCUCUGCCUGGUUCCCUGUAGCUUUGCUUUUUGCAAUGAGGGAACCGCCAGAAGGCCCUCAGCACUGGACCUCAGCAUCCGGGCAGAACGGUGGGGGUGGAGACGCUCCUUCAGGUAUACUGGGCCAAGGCUGUUUAGGGCUUUAAAGGUCAACACCAACACUUUGAAUUGUGCUCGGAAACGUACUGGGAGCCAAUGUAGGUCUUUCAAUGUAGGUGUUAUGUGGUCUCAGCGGCCGCCCCCAGUCACGAGUUAUGAGCAUUGCAUCUGCUUUUGCCUGCAACAUGCUUCUCAUUAGCAGGGCUCACCUGUAUGACUACUCCAGUAGGCACGGCCUUCAUUCUUUCUUGGCUUUGUCUGCUCUUGGUGACUUCAGCAUGUAGCCAAACUUUAUUUGACUGUAGUGUCAUAAUUUCAUCAUGCUCACUGCAAUAGAUCAAAUGUAAACAUAGACGAGGUUUUAAUUUGUAUAUCCCUGUUGCACAAACACAAAAACUGUGUACAAAAUAACAGUUCAUUUGAAUCACACUUUUCUUCUUGGGGUCAAGAAGUUGUGAUUGCCUUCUGAUUUAUUUAGGGGAGCACUAGGUAAACUGGAAAAGGGUGAUUAUAAAUUACUUCCAGUAAUUUUGAACAUGCUUUUUAAGCUUCCCAAUGUUAGGAGCAUUCCCAAAGGGGAAAAUUUCCUCAAAGGAAAUUGCCAUUGCAAGAUACAUAUUCCUGCUAGUGAUCCUGCUGUUGCAUUGCAGACACUGCUAUGAUCAAGACUCUAGCUGUUUCAUAUUCCUGCACUUUGUGUUACAGAUUAGAUUUGCCACAUUUCUCCAAAUAUAUUCCAUUUCCAAUAUAGUCUUACAUAGUGACAAGUGUAUGUUAUUACAAAUGAAAGUUCCCCAAAUUCUAUUUUGAAUUAAACAGAACAAUAUCCUUGUUAUGUUGGCCUUCAAAGCAUGAGAAUUACCUUCUGUUCUACAGUAUAAUUUUAGUAGUUAAAAUGUGGGUCUAGUCUACACCCAAAGGCCUCUUGUGCCCCACCAAGCAGUGCUGAGAAUGACACAGUUUUUCUUCAGCUUCUGUAGAGCAAUCUUAUAUGGUGGGCAGAUAUUUUUAAUCAUACUUCCUCAGAACUUCUUAACUAUUGAAAUGGCUCCCUCAUCCAGACUAUUAUAGAAUCAUAGAAUUGUAGAGUUGGAAAGGAUCUCACGGGUCAUCUAUUCCAACCCUCUAGUAGGCCUUGUCAUUUUUCAAAGUACAUUACUUGUAUCUUACAGAGGCCUAAUUUGUAUAUACUAACAAUACUGCAACAAUAUCUCUCCACAUCUUUGUAAUUUCUCUCUGGUUUCAAGUCUGUGCUGUCUCCUUAUUUUGAUCAAAAGUUACUAAAGUCUCUAUAAAGGUUGGGCAGGCCUUUAUUUUCUAUUCUUUUGAUUCCCACUCUGUGUGGCAUCCGCCCUAGUAGUUGGAUGAGCUGUUGUGAUACCAUAAUUAGGGAGGUUUCCUUUCCAGGAUAAAAUAGUUAGCAUCAGUUAACUUAGUUUGGGAAGUAAGGUAUGUCACAUUUAUCCUUCUUUCUGCCCUUGAAUUUCUGUCUGCAUAGGAUGCAUUAUUUCUUCUAGUGUAUGGCUUACGGUAACAGUAUCUUCUUCUUACUCUCAAGAGUUACCAAAAGCUGCUGUGGUGAAAUCUGGUUAUCAGUAGAAGUGGAAUGUUGAAAAUUACAAAGGCCUCCCAUCCACCUUGUUUCUUUGUCCAUUUUUUUGUUCUGUCAUCAUAUUAAAACUGGUAUUUCGUUGUUUUACCUAAGGUUAUCAGUUUCUUGUAUUCCAGAGUUCCCCUAUAAUGUGUUGGCAGCCUCAAAUAGUUUCAGAUGAUUCCUGCAUUGCAAGGGGUUGGAGUAGAUGACCCUUGGGUCCCUUCCAGCUCAAUGAUUUCAUGAUUCAGAUGUGGGCUUAAGCUUGUACUUUGAGUUAUAUCAACGCCAAAUACGGUUUGCUGGAGAAUUUGAGGUGGGGGACCCCCCCCCCCCGUACACCUCCAAGUCUGAUCCUGAGGCACACAGAGUAACACUGUCUCUUGGAGCUACUGAAAGCAACUCUUUCCUAAGCAGAGGCACAGUUCUGUUUGACUAGUUUCUUUAAAUUCUGGCGUAUUGGUCAGAUUGAGCUGUCCAAAUUGUAGAAGCAGAGGAAGUAGGAGCUGUCCAACAUUGAUCAGGGUGCUAAGAAGAUAUGCAUUGACUUACAAAUUUAAAAAAAACAACCCUGUAUGUUUCAGCAUUCACUCGUCUCUUGAAAUAUGUGAUAAAUUUGCUGAUGGUCUCACUGAAUAUUGCCCUGCUCCACCAUACUCCCUCUGUGGAAGAGCUUAUCAUACAGAAAAACUCAUCUAGCUAAUGUUGUACCUAUGUCAUUGAAUUAAGUUUAUCUUUCUAACUACCUAUUCAGCUGUUGACAAAAAUAUGGAGAGGGGAGCUGUGAUAGAGUUCAAUGAAAGUUUGUAGUAGGAACCAGGGUUUAACCUAGAGAAAAGAAAAUAUGUGUAUGCUUUUCUGUUUUCAAAUAUUUACAGUGUUAUCCAUUUAAAAGUAAUAGCUCAGUAUUAAGUAGGUAUGGAUUUGAACAUUUAAGCAGAAUGAUCAACAUCAAGAGCAGACAAGCUGUGGAAAAGGUGGUUUAGUGAGGUAGAUUCUCCCUGCACAUUUUGAGGGAAAGACAGAAACGUAUCUUCUUAUGAAGCUCUUCUUGCUUCAGAUGGAGGGCCUUCGUCCCCCCAGUUGACAAACCAGCAGCUACACUCUGUCUGCUCCCACUGGUGUCCUGCAUUUUCCUUGAUGUUAGAACAGUUAGACUUUCUCUCAUAAUCUUGGCUCAGUUGUGCUCUCCCCCCCUCACGUUGCAAGGAAUUAAAGAGGGUAUUCUUGCUCCUGCUUUGUGCCCAUAUAGUAAAAUGUCACUUGAGAAAUGCAGUAAACAGUAUUGCAUGCAAGCAUAGCAGGUAAAUAAUGAACAAUUAGACAUUUUGCUAAAUGUUUUUAAAGACUGCUUUGGGGGAUUUUACUUCUAGAAUGUGGUGGGUUUGUUGCCAUUUUUCCUUUUUAAUUUAUGCGUACUGACUUUGUUUUUUGGGGUCACCCAGGCAGAUGGCUUGGUAUUAUGGUUAAUUCAAAUGUCUAGGAGAGGCUUAACAGCAGGGAACUUAUGCUGUGUUAGAAAAGAUGAACAUAAGAGGCUGCAGGAUCAGGCCAGUGGCCCAUCUAGUCAAGCAUCUUGUUCUCACAGUGAGCAACCUUUACAAAACCCGCAAAGAGGGCCCAAGCGUAGGAGCACUAUUGCGGUUUCACUGGCUAUAAAUGCACCAGUAAAAAAACUUCCAUGGAUGAAUGGAGGCAAUGCAAGACUUUCUUUUUGGUUGCGACCAGGCUCCCUCUUUCUUUCUUUCUUUCUUUCUUUCUUUCUUUCUCUCUCUCUCUCUCCCUUUGCAGCAAUGGCAGUUUUGCAUUUUGAAAUACAUAGUUAUUGCCACUGUGACUGGUGGGGAGCUGUAUUCUAUGCCAGGUGAAGCAUCCAAGUUUUCAUUAGCCCCAGGUAGAACUGGACUCUAGUUUUCGGCUGACAAAAACCACUUACUAUUUUUGUUCUUCAUAAUGGCCUUUCAGUUUUUCUGAGCUACUCCUUGAUUAGGAAGUGAGCUGAAUGCAGGGGGUGUGGGCAGCCCCCCCCCCAUUAAACUUAGAUCUUUUAGAAGACAUCUGAAGGCAGCCCUGUUUAGGGAAGCUUUUAAUGUUUAAUAGACUAUUGUAUUUUAAUAUUUUGUUGGAAGCCACCCAGAGUGGCUGGGGAAACCCAGCCAGAUGGGUGGGGUAUAACUAUAUUAUUAUUAUUAUUAUUAUUACUAUUAUUACUAUUAUUACUAUUAUUAUUACUAUUACUAUUACAUCCCCACCGUUCAGCCCAACAGUGAUCCUUGCUUUGCUUCCAAACAGCUUACCUCUCCAGUAGCUGGUUGAUUUACAUAAAGCACCCUCUCUCUCUCUAUAUAUAUACAUAUGAUUUGCUGAAAUGGCAGAAAAAGCAAUAAAAUUCAUGGGACGUGCAUAUCUGCACACCUGUGCCUUCCCUGGCACCUUUGCCUCUGUUUCCCAUAUCAUGUCUCUGGCCAUGAUAUUAGCAAACCCCUUUCUCUGCUGGCAAAAGGACUGUUCCUAUGGAUUCCAGCCUUUUGUGCUGGGACAAAGGUUGGCAUUCUGAUUCCCCGGAGCCAAAUUGUGCCCUUUGACUCUCUCCCCUUUUCACACUCCUCGCUGAGCUUGGCCUGUUGCUAUGCUUCAAAGCCUGUGGGUGUAGGGUUACCAUGGCAAUGGGGAUGAAACUCCGAGAGAGGAGGGGCCACAGUGUGAAUAGAACACACAGGCCUUGUUAAUCUGAAUGUGAAUGAAGGAGGAAGGCUCCUUUGUACUUCAUCUCCAUGUUGCCCAAACCUACAAUUUAUCAGCAGGGAAGCAACUUUCGCGUUUGCUAACUUAUUUAUAUUUGCUGUUUCUUGAGGCUUAUGGAACAAAAGUGGUCGUGUCAGAGGCAGCGAACAGCAAACGCCUUGAGUUUUAAUAAAAAUUGUUUCUUUGACUUUAUAGAGGCUUUUGUUCCUUUUACAGCCAGAACGCUGCUCCCCAGAUACUACUCCAUAGCUUUCCUUUUUAGAUCACAGCUCACCUUUCUGUGUUGACAAAAGAGGUUUUCCCCUGAAGUUCGGAAUCCAUAGAUCCAGUGCAGGAGGGGGCCGUGGGUGGGUGCAGGACCAGAUUUAGGGUGGUUCAGGCAGUUUCCCUGCACAAGGUGCUAAGCCAAGGUGGCGCAAAAUGCAUAAUUUGGGGUGCCAAAUUUUGGCCAUGCGCAUGGCACCAUAUUACGAAAGGUUACCGAAGUCCGUCCCUAGUAGGUGCAGGGGAAAAAUCCUUCUUAAUUUAUAUCCCCUAAUUCCCAUCUAUCUAUCAGCUCUGCUUGUCUAGACAUGAGCAGUUGUGUGUAGAUCAACCUAAUGUUGAUCACAUAUACUGUAUCUAAGCCUAAACAAAUAGGUUCAUGCCAUGAGAAAAAUAGGUGGUAGGGGGUUCCUGGAUGCUUGACUUGUAUAUCCUGAGGCUUUUUCUUCACUGUGGAAGGAAAUAUGAGGGCUGGCGAAAGGAGCCGGCUAUAUACAACCUCCAGAGACCAUCAUAGUUCUGUCGUAGAGUAGAAGACAAAGGAAUGCCAGGCUCAGUUCCUGAUCAGAAUUCUUUUCCCUCCCCCCUUUCAAAUUCAAAUAGUUACUAGGGUAACGUAGAGGCAACAGUCCUGUUCUAAAGUGCAGGCAUCAUGUUCAUUAGAAUAACAAAAUGAGACAUGAAUUCCACCCUGUCACUAAUAGUAAGGGAGAAUGAAUUAAAAAUGUAGGAGGAAAGCUCUUUUGCACGGCUCAAUCCCAUCAGUAGAGACGUAUGCUUUUCCUGAUUGCAGCUUUUGUAGCUAUGCUUCUCGUUGCAUGAUGUCUGCUUUUAAGUCUCUCUUUAAGCUACUAGAAGACUAUUCUGUCUUUCUUUCUCUCCACCCAGCUCCCAGGCUUGCAUGGUACCCCCCCCCCACACACACACAUGAGAGAGAAAUCUUGGGGGUUAUGGACCAAGGCUAUUUCAGUAUGAGCAUGUCUGCCAUAGUUGCAAGGGUUAGCACCACAUGGCACCUGACUUACAAAUGGCCAUUCAUUUGUCAUCUCUGACAAGUAGAAUUUCCCCAUCCGUGCUGAAAAAGUUUCUGGUUCUUGAAGAUUUAAUAGCGGGAGGCAGUUCAGUCCAGGGCCUCCAUAAUGCAGCUCUGUUUAAUACAGUGUCUUUGCCAACUCAGGGAGGAAUUCAAGGUUGCUUUCUUUCAACAGAAGCAUUUCGGCUUGUUCAGUGGAGUGACCUUCCCCUCUCCUUCUGCACACUGUUUUGGGUUUUUCCCUGAUUCCCCAGAGCCAAUAGGGGGGGCAUGAGGGGGAGCACAGGAGUCUGGUUGCGCUAGUAUAAGGCCUUGUGCUGGCUGCAGCUAAUGGAACUACAUAGUUGAGCCUGGACUACAAUUUCCAUCACCCCAGCCAGGACUGCUCUCUGGUGCUGUGGCUGAUGGGAGUUGUAGUCCGGAUCUGUAGAAAGGCUGUUCUAGAGGCUAUGUAUGAAACUUUCCCUCUUCCAGCUUUGGAGCUGGAAUGACAUUAAGUGGAAGAGCACUUGCCAUCAGAAAUUUCGGAGGGGAUGUUGUCCCCUCCCCCACACCACCCUUCUCCAAAGGGAGAGAGUGAUCAAAUGGCUUCCUGGUGCUUGCUUUCAUAGGUGACUGCCAACUAAAAAUCUGCAUACACUAAUAUCAUGUACUCAUUUGCAUAUGUUCACUUCCUCUGGGGACACUGGUAACCGUAGCAGUCGCUGACAGCAUGUGUGUCUCAUUACUUUUUAUGUCUAGACAGCUUAUUGUAGUAUUGGGGUGCGGGGAACUGACUUAUCACAUCGUAUUUGUAUCACACCCUUCCUUCAAGGAGUUCAGGGUGGUAUACAUUGGCUUAUCACAUUCUCCCAACCACUCCUUGAGGAGGUAGGAUAGGAUUAAUGUAGGAGAUAGUGACUUGCUCAAGGCCACCCUGUGAUUUCCUUGACUGAGUGGGAAUUUUAACCUAAGUCUUUUUUUUUUUUUUUUUAAAUGAUAUUUAUUAAAGUUUCACAAAAAUACAGAAAACAAAGAGAAAAGUAUAGAUUACAGAAAAAAAGUAAAAAGUAAGAAAAAACAUACAAAAUAAAACAGUUAAAAACACAAUAAUGUUCCAUAGCCUAUCUUCCUUACUCUUAUUUCCCCAGACCUCCUCAUACCUCCCUUCUUUGUAUUCCAAUUCAGUUUGUUGGUUCAGCAAAUCCUUACCAUUAAUCUUUUACCCAAUUGUUAACCUUUUUUUUUCAUAUCUCUUAAAGCAUUACAGCUAAAAACCUCUUAAUUUCUAUCCAACAUCCUUCUAAUUAACCUAAGUCUUUCCCAAUCUAAACCAAACACACUAUUUAUCUACUACAGCACUCCAACUAUGUAUUACUUAGAAUCUUAGAGUUGGAAGGGACCCCAAGGGUCCUCUAGUCUAACCCCCUGCAAUACAGGAAUCUCAACUAAGGCAUCCAUGGCAGACGGCCAUCCAACCUCUUUUAAAAACAUGAUUUAUAGCAUCUGUUUCUUUAUAGUAUUGUAUCUGGUUUUUAUACAGCAAACUGUAGCAUAGCAGUGUUAACUUAAACAAGCAUGUAUUGUUGAUUUGGUUUCUUUUUACACCCCUGCUCUCAUCUCUUUAAUUCAUAAGGAAUGUGCCAUAUUUUUCUGCUCCUAUCUAAAAAUUGAAUACUUGGCAGCUUAAUGUCUAGGAUAGCCUCAGGGUGAAUUCAGAUUUACUACUUACAUUGUCCCACCAAGGAAGGGUAGCAUCUUAGAAAAUACUUUAACAUAUAAGAACUGAUCUAUAGAGUUACAUUUCUAGCUGCCUGAACGUGUAUGUCUGGCACGACAUAGUGAAUAGUGUUGUGUAUCUGUGGUGCUUUUGCCAUAGAAAUAGGUCAGGGAUUACCAAAACAGUGCCCAUGGGCACCAGUGUACCUACCAGAUCUGCCCUGUGAAUUGACAUUUCUUAUUAAACUAGGCCUGUAUAAUUUGUACUUUGCUAAACAAAAUGCGCGGGACGUGGGUGGCGCUGUGGGUUAAACCACAGAGCCUAGGACUUGCCAACCAGAAGGUCGGCGGUUCGAAUCCCCAUGACGGAGUGAGCUCCCGUUGCUCGGUCCCUGCUCCUGCCCACCUAGCUGUUUGAAAGCACAUCGAAGUGCAAGUAGAUAAAUAGGUACCGCUCUGGCGGGAAGGUAAAUGACAUUUCUGUGUUCUGCUCUGGUUUGCCAGAAGCGGCUUAGUCCUGCUGGCCAUGUGACCCAGAAGCUGUACGCCGGCUCCCUCGGCCAGUAAAGUGAGAUGAGCGCCGCAACCCCAGAGUCGGUCACGACUGGACCUAAUGGUCAGGGGUCCCUUUACCUUUACCUUUAAACAAAAUGCAGCUCAUCAGCCAUGUCUGGUGGCCAUCAGGGGCUUGAUAAAUUCAAAGGGCUACUAAUGGGUGGGAUGAGGAUGUGGUUUCAAGCGAUUGUCUGGUGGGCUUAUUCAGCUCAGUGGCCCAUGAUUUGUGUGGUGACCUCUGAAGGUGCAAGUCCACCAAGCAAAGGGAAAGUGCGUUACGAUGGCAUUGAGCAAAUAUUUGUGUUGGCAUUCCGUGCAGUCUGUUGCCAGAAUUAUCUGUCAUAUUUGAUCUGUUCCUCCCCACCCUGAAAAAGCUGGGCAGAGAUUAUGAGAUCUUAUAUUAUGAUAACCACCCAGGCUGUUUCACAAGACGGAAUCUGAAAUGGUGGCUUGGAGCUAUUUAAUUUUGUUUUCUCUUCAUAGCCAUUCCACCCAAUGGUGAACCUUGAAUGCUCCCGGGACUUUCGGCCAUUCCUGUGUGCUCUCUAUGCUCCUGUUUGCAUGGAGUAUGGCAGAGUCUCCCUCCCGUGUCGCAGAAUUUGCCAGCGAGCCUACAGUGAGUGUUCAAAACUCAUGGAGAUGUUUGGUGUGUCCUGGUCAGAGGAUAUGGAGUGCAGCAGGUGAGAAAUCCUCUGGAUUUGUGUGUGUUUUUAAACGGCCACCUACAGAUUUUAACACGUUCCAGGAAUUAUAAAAUUACUUUGUUUUUCAGCCUUAGUGCUGUACGCCCCGUCCCUCCCUUUUCUGGACACUAAACCAACUAAGUGACCCACAGUAACUCUCCUGCUUUGACUGGGUUCCUACCCAGCAGGCAGAGGCUACUACAUUUCAGAGUCUCGUCAAACACUUGAAAAUUCCUGUUCCAAUCUUCCUUUUCAUUUUUUUCUCCCCACAAGCCAACUUGCCCCUUUCAGACAAAAAGGUGACGGCAUGGUGAAUGACAAAACAAUUGUUCAGUCUUCAAACCAGCUGAGCAUGUUCCCUACUUUAAUUGAGUAAUCUCAAAUCUUUUUUUGCUUUCGUUCAAAAGGAGAAUAUGCCAAGUAAAGGUGUCAUGGCACAUAAAGAACACAAACAAUGCAUACACAGGGCAGCUGAGACAGACUAGAAAGGCUUUACUAGCUUAAUAAAGGCAUUAGAGUGAGAAUAAUCACUCUGGCCACAAGGACAACUUGGCUUCUUGUGUUAUUUUUGCAUCUCUCCUUUUUCUCUUUCCUCAUUUGGCUAAGAUACAAGAAAAGGCUCUUAGAUUAUGUUCAAAAAGUCAAGAAAGCUGGUCAUAAUCUACAGGAGACCAGACAACCAAUGUUCUGUUCUGCUUUGCAGUGAACUUGAGUCAUCUUUUGUUGUUUGCCCUAAGCUUGGCUCCAGAGAGAGACCUUCUCAGUCAUAAAGCCAUAGAGACAUAAAGCCUCUCAGUCCAUUCUGCCCACUUCUCUUCAAGUCCAGCAUGAAGUUUUACUGUCCAUCUGCUGUCCUACACUCUUCCUCUUGUUCACAUGCAGGCCGUCCAGUGGGCAAAGUGCUGGUCUAAGGCCUGGGAAACCUGAUGGAGACCAUCUAAUAGAUAGGAGAGGUACUUGUAGUAAGGAGUCAGAGGAUUGAAGAUCAUAUGUAUUGGUAAAAACAGUGAAGUGUGCUAAAUAAAAGUUGGUCAAAGUGACUGAUUUGAUUUAUUUUAAUUAACAAAAUGUGUAUACUGCUUAAUUUUAAAUAAGACCUCUAAGCAGUUUGCCAAGAAUACAAACAUUAACAUGAUCAGUAGAAAUCAAAGUUUAAAAACAAGUUUAAAAGCGAUGUCCAAGAAUCCCAGACUACAGUGUCAGGAUGUUACUUUGAUUCUUAGGUAUACAGCCUGUCUCAAAACCUUGAGGCGACAACAUCUCCUCCUCUCCAUUCAUAAUAAUAAUAAUAAUAAUAAUAAUAAUUUAUUAUUUGUACCCCGCUCAUCUGGCUGGGCUUCCCCAGCCACUCUGGGGGCUUCCAAAAAAUAUAUAUUAAAAUACUCUAAUACAGCAUUUUGUUACUCCUCCAAGGCUAUUCUGGUUUAGGGCCAAGGAAGCCGCAUGAUUUUUUUGUUGACAUUAGUAAAAUGUGUGUGUCCAACAGCAGCUUCUCCUUUCUUGCCAUUCUAGGUUCCCGGAUUGUGAUGAGCCUUACCCUCGCCUUGUCGAUCUCAAUGUAGUUGGGGAAGUGACGGAAGAAGCACCAGUGGCAGUGCAAAGAGAUUACGGCUUCUGGUGCCCCCGAGAGUUGAAAAUCGACCCGGAUCUGGGCUACACAUUCCUGCGGGUACGGGACUGUUCCCCUCCUUGCCCGAAUAUGUAUUUCAGGCGCGAAGAGCUCUCUUUCGCACGAUACUUCAUUGGUGUGAUCUCCAUUGUCUGCCUUUCGGCCACCUUGUUUACUUUCUUGACUUUCUUGAUUGACGUCACGAGGUUUCGCUACCCAGAAAGGCCCAUCAUCUUUUAUGCCGUCUGUUACAUGAUGGUAUCGCUCAUUUUCUUCAUUGGCUUUCUGCUAGAGGACCGGGUGGCCUGCAAUGCCUCCAGCCCCACCACGUACAAGGCUUCCACGGUGACUCAGGGCUCCCACAACAAAGCGUGCACGAUGCUUUUCAUGGUGCUCUAUUUCUUUACCAUGGCUGGCAGUGUCUGGUGGGUGAUCCUUACCAUUACUUGGUUCCUGGCAGCUGUGCCAAAGUGGGGCAGCGAAGCCAUUGAGAAGAAAGCCCUCCUCUUCCACGCCAGUGCGUGGGGCAUCCCAGGGACCCUCACCAUCAUCCUCCUAGCGAUGAACAAAAUCGAAGGCGACAACAUCAGCGGCGUGUGCUUUGUUGGCCUCUAUGACGUGGAUGCCUUGAGAUACUUUGUCCUUGCUCCCCUCUGCCUGUAUGUGGUGGUUGGGGUCUCUCUGCUACUCGCCGGCAUCAUCUCUUUAAAUCGGGUUCGUAUUGAAAUUCCUCUAGAGAAGGAGAACCAGGACAAGCUGGUGAAAUUCAUGAUCCGGAUCGGUGUCUUCAGCGUCCUCUACCUCGUGCCACUCCUGGUUGUGAUUGGCUGCUAUUUUUAUGAGCAAGCUUACCGAGGUGUGUGGGAGACGACGUGGAUACAGGAACGGUGCAAAGAGUAUCACAUACCCUGCCCUUAUCAGGUGAGCAAGCAUCUAUCUCUCUGCAAGGUAUUUGCACAUGGUCCACUCCCAUUUAUUCCCAGUUUUAUAAACCUGCCGUCGCUCUCCUACUUCCUUAUAGGAACAUGCUGCAAUGGCAUAAUCAUAUAGACAACUGGAAAGUAUGAGUUAGGGAAGAAUUCUGGUGGAAAAAUGACAUGAAAUAGGAACAGGAGUUGGAACCAUCAGAACCUUUUUACCGGUGGAUUAUUUUUGUCCAUGAAGGUAGAAAGUCCAGCUGUUAAGGAACUGAAGGUUUAUAAUUUACAAAGCACAUAAAACUGAGUAAGAUAAGCAAGACAAUCCCUGCCUUGCAGGCUUACAGUCUAAGGAUGACAUGGCACAGAAGAGAAAAGGGAGCAAGCUUGCAUGAGGGAUAGUUUUAGAAAGAACAGAUACAGCCCGUUGGAAAGAGGCCAUCUCUCUUCUAGGUUUUCAGGGGAAUUUUGGGUAAUAAGUAGACUUUUGAGGUUGGAUGGAGGUGACACAUGGCCUUUUCUUUGCCAAAGUCAACAACAGGCUUAUAAAGGCAAUAGGAGGACAGGAGAAAUUGGGUUGGUGGUUGGGUGAGAUAAAUAAGGCAGGCAACUGUGCAGUAACUCCUAUCUCUGUUGCCAAAAGCACAAGUGAGCAACAAGGCAGUCCCUCCUCUUUCACCCCAAAACAACCCCCAAGUCCUCAUUGCUAAUACUACAACCACCAUAAAGCAGGUGAGCUGACAACGCCCUCCUCCCCUGUCCAAAACCACCUACUUCAUAACAGGGCACAAAAUCGAAGGGCCAACUGGCCCGGCAUUCCUUCUGCUGCCUCCAUCACCAGCACAAAGCAGACAAGCAGCUUAGAAAUCCAACUCCGUUGCCCUGAUGGAGCCAACUGGCCCAUUUUGUUCAUUAAUAUUGCUGUGCUUGAACGAUGGGGUUUUCUUUAAGCAAGUAGGGCUGAAAUAUAAAAGAUUCUCAAGUGUUUCAGCAGUUGUGGUUGGCAUAAUGCAGCGGGCUUCACAUACACACUCUUGCAAUUUCACCUGUCCCUGGGUCUUUGCUGCUUUCUUCCUCCCGUAACUUGUUCUAGCACAACGAGAUUAAAAUCUUUCUCAUUACUGUGACAUAUACCUGUACCAGCAAAUAUCACAUUUCUUUCAGUAAUAUUAAGGGUGGGUGUGAUUAACGUGCAUAGCUGUGUAACAAUAUGCAGAAUGGCUGCUUCCCAACUGCUCAGAGUUGAGAAUUUAAUCAGUAAGCUUAUCUUGAAAAGAACAGAUUAAUUAUGUUUAUUGGGCUACUGAAAGCUUAAUGAGGAGAACAUAAAAUUCACAAUGCUGCUUGAUAGUUAAAAGGGGGUGUGUAUGAAGGAAAAGUGUAAAUCUGCCAACUGCUAUUUUGAUAUCAUAGAAUCAUAGAAUCAUAGAGUUGGAAGAGACCACAAGGGCCAUCGAGUCCAACCCCCUGCCAAGCAGGAAACACCAUCAGAGCACUCCUGACAUAUGGUUGUCAAGCCUCUGCUUAAAGACCUCCAAAGAAGGAGACUCCACCACACUCCUUGGCAGCAAAUUCCACUGUCCAACAGCUCUUACUGUCAGGAAGUUCUUCCUAAUGUUUAGGUGGAAUCUUCUUUCUUGUAGUUUGGAGCCAUUGCUCCGUGUCCGCUUCUCUGGAGAAUGGAAGAUACGCCAUUUUCUAGUGACAGGCUUUAUGCCUUUUGCAACCUAUGCUUAAGAUGCUUGAAAAUGCUCCACAGUUUUAACAUCCAUGUACAAACUUCUAGGAACUCUAACCCAAUCAGAGGUUCUUGGACCCCCGUGUUGCAUGCCUGUUGCAUCCUCCUCACGCAUGGGCUGGAAGGGCGAACAUGAGGACGACACAGCUGUGCAGGCAUGCACCCUUCCAAUCAGCCUUUUGCAUCCUCCUGACGCCCUGCCAGCCCCACGUGGCUUUGCCAGGCUGGGAUCAGACUCACAAAGCAGCGUGGGUCUAGCAGGGGCGGCAUGAGUAGCAAAAUGCAUCCUCGAAAAAACUGUUCCUGAGCCGACGGCCCCCCUCUCCCCACCCACACUACACCUCUGCUAAGAUCUCGUGUAGUGGGAGUGAGCCGGUUGGGUUGGACUUUAGGACCCACCAGCAGAGAAGGCAGGACAAACAUCUUAGGAAGGAGACAGAGCUCCCAGCAUUCCUCGGUCUAUCCUGCCUUCACAGCAAGCAGCACACAUCUUCCUUAAGCUGCAGUGUUUGUCACGGGAGGUCUGUUGCCCUGCCAGCUUUCCCCCUCGCUUCUGUGGCUUCUACCCAUGAACCAUGUACACACUUUGGUUGUAGCGCCAAAGGUUGUUAGCAGACUCCUUUCCGUCUGUGGAGUUUCCCCAGCAGGAGCUGGUGCCGUCCAUUUCUGCUUCCCAGCUUAGUCGAGAUGGGAGCAGAUCAGUUAUCUGUCUUUCAAAUCACCACAACCCUGUUUUAUUUUUGGAGUUCUGUUCCAAGGAAAGUGCUCUUCUGCUCCCCAGGUAGCCGCAGGCCUAACUCUGAGCAGUGACUGGAAGUAAUUUGUUAUAUAAAGGGAGCAAGAGUGUGCUAGCUCUUAAUUGCAGCUGGCAGUUCUCCAGAGUCAAACCUAAUCUAUGUGAGCAAACGGCAGGAAAGGAAAGAUGUGCACAGCUCUUAGUUUUGUCCAAAGUGUGAUGACGUUGGGCCUGUCCACCGCCAGACCAGGAGUGAGAUGCCACCUCCUCCAAGCUGUGAACAGCUGGUUGAGGAUCCUGCAGCUAUUUGGAGCUUGAGGAUCUUGCAGCUAUUUGAAAUCUCAUUUCAGAGAGAAAUUCUCAAGUGUUCAGAUAAUCGGAGGAUCUCUCAGUUUGGAUUCUUUACUUCACCUUGUGAUGAGAGGGACAGAGAACAGGCAGUGCUGACUGUGCGAGCCAAAGACCCGCACCUGGUCUCUCCUUGAGGGUAGUCCCAGGGGUGAAAUGUUGAAAGAGGUUUGGGCUGUUCUUAGCUUUCCCUCAGGAGUGAAAUUGCCCAAACCAGAAGCUACUUGCCAUCUGGUCUAGUCUGAUACGCUGUCUGAAUUAUAGCUUUAAGACUAGCAGAAGCAGCUGCUAUUUGGAAUUGGGAAGAUCUUGAAUUCUCAACACCCUGUCCUAGUUGUUCUUUGCCCUGUGCUCAGUGUCAAUUAAGGGAGUACAGGGCACAGACUGAGACUGCAGCUCCAUGCACAUUUUUUUUUUCCAGCUUUGUGUCGCUUCCUGUCAAGUGGGAUCAACUGCCACUUCAUUGUCCAGCCACCGCUUGGCAUCUCUCAUAAUACGUUUUUCUGCCUCAGAGCCAUAACAGAAGCUGAUGGCAUUUGACAGGCACAAUAAAUGCCUCCAGAUUCAGCUGCUCUGAAAGUGUCCUGGGUGGCAUUUGCAGGGGCUUCAACUCCACUCUAUUUCAAGAAUAGGAUUGAUACUUGUCGAGAAACAGCCAGCAUUGGAGAAGCAGAAGAGCAGUGCUUCUUCGUAAGUUAGCUUUUCAGUGAGUGUAUGCAGGCAGUCCUUUCUGAAUCUGCAAUGGAACAACUGCUUUCUCGGCCCUAUUGUGUUAUCAGCCCCAAUCAGCUAUGGUAGCUUUAUAGCUCUACAAAUUAAUGGAGUAGAUGUGUGAGCCCCAUUGCAGGAGCAGAAAAGGACUUUUCCCUUGGCCUCGCAGUGCCAAGCUAGAGAUGAUGCUAAACAUACUUUGUUGUUGUUUAGUCGUUUAGUUGUGUCCGACUCUUCAUGACCCCAUGGACCAGAGCACACCAGGCACUCCCGUCUUCCACUGCCUCCCACAAUUUGGUCAAAUUCAUAUUAGUAGCUUCGAGAACACUGUCCAACCAUCUCGUCCUCUGUCGCCAGGUAGUGUGGUUGCUGACCUUGAGCCAGACAUCCUGGAGAGUGAAGUCAAAUGGGCUUUAGAAAUCACUGCUAAUAACAAGGCCAGAGGAAGUGAUGACAUUCCAGCUGAACUAUUUAAAAUGUUAUACCCACCUUGGAAGAAUGGCAGAUGAAGGUGAUGGACUAUAUGGAAUUGGCGGAAAUGACUGGCAGAAUCCGAGACCAGGGAGAAGAGUCGAUGGAAGAAGAUUGGAAAAAGUUUAAAGACUAUUUACAGAAAUAUUGCAAAAUUAAUGAAUGUUAGAAUGAUGUUGGAUAGAAACUAAGUGGUCUUUAGCUGAAAUGUUAUAAGGGAAUAUGAAAAAAAUGGUUUAUUAAUAGGUAAAAAUCUAAAAUUACAAUAUUUUAUGAUUAAUGAUUAGGAUACAUAAAGAGGGGAGGGAUUUGUUGAACUAAUAACUGAACUGGAAUACAAAAAAGGGAGGUGUGAGGAGGUCCUGGAAAUAAGCAAAUGAAGGAUAAGUAAUGGAAGGAAUGAAUUGUUUUUAACCAUUUUUACUUUGUAUUUUUUCUUUUUUCUUUUUUUUUUUGUCUUGUAAUAUUCUGAAAAUCUUAAUAAAUAUUUUAUUUUAAAAAAAUGAACUAUUUAAAAUUUUAAAAGAUGAUGCUAUUAAGGUGCUACACUCAAUAUGGCAGCAAGUUUGGAAAACUCAGCAGUGGCCAGAGGAUUGGAGAAGAUCAGUCUACAUCCCAAUCCCAAAGAAAGGCAGUGCCAAAGAAUGCUCCAACUACCGCACAAUUUCACUCAUUUCACACGCUAGCAGGGUUAUGCUCAAAAUGCAGCUACUGCCAAAAGCAGCACCCCAACAUUUUGUUCUCCCAUAAUCCUAGCAGAGUUUACAGACCUUGUGGUGUUUGGCCUUUCCCUGCCCCUUGCCAGCCGUUAGCCCAUGGAAGAUUGCAAAAUCAGGGUGCUUACAAAUUACACCGGAUACUAUGGAGGAGGAUCUGGAUGGUUUUCAUUGCCAUCUUCACAGUUUGCAUGCACUCUGCCUUGGCUCAUAGCUCAAUGUGUGAUUGAGCCUGAUUCUCCACAACUCAUUACACUUGUGUUUAUAAAAUUUCAUAUAUGCAAGUAAGAGACAGUUGCUGUCUUGGGGCUGUUAAUCUGAGACUGUGACUCUCCACAUUUAGUGAGGAUUUUCAAAGCAUUUCCACCAAAUGGUUGGUCAGCAAAGGGGAUAUCUUGUGGUGCUCACAUGUCAGAGUGCUUUCCCCCCACAGUCUUGUGAAUUCAGUCCCUGGCAAGUGAUAGCAUUGCCGUUAUGAUCCAUACGUACUUCAGCUAAACAGAGCGGGAGUUAAUUCCAUGUGAAUACUUCGCACGCUUCUCCAGAAAAAUCUAUUGGAAUCAUUUGUUUGGGUGUGAUUUGUGGCUAUUUUCCUUGCCAAUGUUGCCUCUCUGUUUUAAUGGUUAUGCACUGACAUGUUCUCUGGCUUUGGAAAUACUUCAGGUACAUGAGGAAUUGAAAUUGGAGUUUUGAGUGAAAUGAUUUUCUGUGUGACUGAAAUACUUCAGAUAAAUUGCCUUGAUCUAUCUGGAUUCUGUGGGCCCAUUCUGUAGAUGGGAAAUGGAGGGACUCGACUGAUCUUUGUUUUCUGCUAGUGAGUUAGAGAGAUGGAGUUGUGGAUCUGCAGCAGUGUCUCAUGUUUGCCCUUGUCUGCUCCUUCCAGGUCACGCAGAUGAGUCGUCCAGACUUGAUCCUCUUUCUGAUGAAGUAUCUGAUGGCUCUGGUGGUUGGGAUUCCAUCUGUCUUCUGGGUUGGAAGUAAAAAGACCUGCUUUGAAUGGGCCAGCUUCUUCCAUGGGCGCAAGAAAAAAGAGUGAGUUGUGAUACAUAAAAGGUGGCAUGGAACAGGUUCUUCUAUAACUCAGGAACACUCAGAUUUUACUCAAAGCGGUUCUUAAGCAAGAGGCAGAUUUUCUUCCCUCAUUUUUUCCUGCUUGCCUUUUUUUCAAGCUUUCUUUGACAGGGGUAAAAACAACAACUCCAAACUGUUGUUUUCAUUUCAUUUCAAUUUCUCAAAGGAGAAUAUGGAAAGAGUAGAUUAGGCCAUCUCCACGCCACCUCCCACAAACUCUUAAACUCCUUUCCCCAAAUGUACAUGGCAAUGGGGGGAGCAAAGUCCCCAUCCACUCUUAAUAUCUCUCACUCCCCCACCCCACGCAGCAUUCUGCAUGCCAGAAAGAGGGAGGGAAGGGCCUGCUGGGUAGCAGGGAAGAGACUUUGCUGCCACCAUUGCUCCUGUCUUGCUGCUGGGGCAGAAUGAGGCCACCAAAUUGCUGACAGGUUCAAUCUUCAUCUGAGACCCUUCGCAUUUCUUCAUCCCUCUUGACAGAGGCCAUCCAUUAGCCCAGCCAACACUAAGUCUGUGCCAAACUGCUGAACCUGGAUUGAAAUGGACCCAGUUAAUCUGCUUAAUUCAGCCGUGCUUGUUGUUGAGCCGCCACCACCUUCUCAAGCAUUCUGCCCCCAAAGGGGAUAUUGGCAACUGGGCGAUAGCUGUUAGUAGUUGCUGGGUCCCCAAAAAAAGGCUUGUUAAGGAGAAGCCACAUUCCUUCAAGGCAGACAGCACCACUGCCUCACACAAUGAAGAGUUCACCUUAGUCAGGGGUGCAGAAUCGGAUGUGUCCAGCAGGCUUCUUUACCUCUGAGGGAGGCGUCUUACAAGGCCACUGUCUAUAGAAUCAGAUCAGCUACACUGACUGGGAGUGGCUCUCCAGCAUUUCACAGAUGGGUCAUUUGUUCCCAGCUUUAGCUUGAAUUGCCAAGGGUUGAACCUGGAACCUUCUGUGCUCUGAUACUGAGCUGUGGCCCAGCCAUACUGUCUUAACCUAUGCAUUAUAAACGCUGAAGGUAAGACAUGCUGAGAGGAGUCACCAGUGGGAAGAGGGCUGUUGCACUGAGGCCCUUCUUGUACAGCAGCGGUUCUCAACCUGUGGGUCCCCAGAUGUUGUUGGACUAUGACUCCCAUCAUUCCUGAGUUAUGGCCUUGCUAGCUAUGGGUGAUGAGAAUUGUAGUUCAACAACAUCUGGGGACCCACAGGUUGAGAAAGGCUGUUCUACAGGUUUCUCAGAGGCUUCUGGCUGACAAUUUUUUAAAAAAGGAUGCAGGAUUAGGUGGCCCCCCUUCGGCCUGGUCCAGCACCGGGACUCUGCAGCUACUAGUAAAAAACGAUGCUUGCCCUCCUCCAAAAAUUAUUGCUGGCUUGUAUUUCUACAACAGUGAACACCAUUUCUAGGUCUGAAUGAUCCAGAUACAGUAAGAACAGACCCCUCCCAUUCGCAUUGGGUAUUCAGUAGAUUUUUUCGCCACCUAACCUCUGCAUGCUCUUGCCUAUUGCCAUCUGUCUCUCUGGAGUCAAACUGACCGGGCUUUACUUUUGUAAACAGGGUUGUGAAUGAGAGCCGGCAAGUGCUUCAGGAGCCUGAUUUUGCUCAGUCGCUCUUGAGAGACCCCAACACACCCAUAAUCCGCAAGUCCAGAGGCACCUCCACCCAAGGGACAUCCACCCACGCUUCCUCUACCCAGCUGGCUAUGAUGGACGACCAGCGAAGCAAAGCAGGCAGCGUCCAUAGCAAAGUCAGUAGCUAUCACGGCAGCUUGCAUAGGUCACGGGAUGGCAGGUGAGAAGAUUGAAAUGGCUGUGUAAACGCAACACACCUAGGCAGAGAACACGUCGCCAUUUAAACGGGGGGUUGCCAUUUGCUGGAUGAAUUUGUGGGAGCUGAUAGCCUUUUCCCCACCCUUAGUGGUCUGUUUCAAGUUCUGUCAAUAGAGACGUGUGAGCUCUUUUUUCUCUCCCACACUGUCCACAUAGAAAACAGCAUUAAAUGGCGUUAGAUCCUCGCCGUUCUUUCCUACCCAGGUUGGCAGCAGUUCUCCAGGGUUUCAGAGUGGGUUUUCUCCUGACCAUCGAAUCACAGAGCUGGAAGGGAACACACACACCCCGGGUCAUAAGCAUAGCUGUCAACUUUUUCCUUUGUUUAAUAAUAAUAAUAAUAAUAAUAAUAAUUUUUAUUUAUACCCCGCCCUCCCCAGCCAAGGCCGGGCUCAGGGCGGUUAACAAGCAAUAAUAAAAACAAGUUGAAUGAAUACAACUUAAAAACAAGAUUAAAAUACAAUUAAAAUAUUGAAACAUUAAAAUAUUAAAAUGCAGCCUCAUCACAGGAGGAGAAAGGGAAAAGGAAAAAGAAAGAGGGGGAAGGAAUCAAAUUGGCUCCAAGCCAAAGGCCAGGCGGAACACCUCUGUCUUACAGGCCCUGCGGAAAGAAAUCAGAUCCUGCAGGGCCCUGGUCUCAUGAGGCAGAGUGUUCCACCAGGCUGGGGCCAGUGCUGAAAAGGCCCUGGCUCUGGUUGAGGCUAAUCUAACUUCCUUAGGGUCCGGGACACUAGGGUGUUGCUGUUUAUGGACCUUGAGGCUCUCCGUGGGGCAUACCAGGAGAGGCGGUCCCAUAGGUAUGAGGGUCCUAGGCCGUGAAGGAAAUUUUUUUAAGGGAAAUUCCCUUAUUCCGAAUAGGAUUCCUUGCAAGAAAAGGGAAAAGUUGACAACUAUGCAUAUGGUCUAGCCCCCUGCAAUGCAGGAAUCACAGCUAAAGAAUCCCUGACAGAUGAGUAUCCGACCUCUGUUUAAAAACCUGUAACAAAGAAAAGCUGGCCUUUGUCUAAAUUCUCAGACCUAGGGAGUGAGACCGAGCUCUGCUGAAUCUGAUCUGUGUUAUGCAUUGUGUGGGGUGGGAGGGGAGGUCCUGCAGCUAUCUGAAUGGGAAACCCAUUCUUGUCUGCGUUACUGAAACCGAUGAGUCUUUAUGAAUUAGGUAUACCCCCUGCAGUUACCGCGGGAUUGAAGAUCGACUACCUCACGGCAGCAUGUCCCGACUGACGGACCACUCCAGGCACAGCAGUUCCCACCGGCUCAACGACCAGUCGCGUCACAGCAGCACCAGGGACCUCAGUGGCAAUCCGGUGACCCACAUCACGCACGGCACCAGCAUGAACCGGGUGAUCGAAGAGGACGGUACUAGCGCUUGA
Podarcis lilfordi (Lilford's wall lizard) is the source of this 21532-nucleotide messenger RNA. The record is from the annotation of a GenBank genome assembly. NCBI's taxonomy places the organism in Eukaryota, Metazoa, Chordata, Lepidosauria, Squamata, Lacertidae.